Salvelinus sp. IW2-2015 is the source of this 983-nucleotide messenger RNA. RefSeq names its product lysozyme g-like. Gene Ontology annotation, cellular component: extracellular region; membrane. Gene Ontology annotation, biological process: defense response to Gram-positive bacterium; peptidoglycan catabolic process. The record is from RefSeq and is a predicted model, not a curated record. Gene Ontology annotation, molecular function: lysozyme activity. NCBI's taxonomy places the organism in Eukaryota, Metazoa, Chordata, Actinopteri, Salmoniformes, Salmonidae.
AUUAUGAAGGUAGAAACAAGUGGUGCUUCCCGGAGGACAGCAAAAGCUGAUGGGGAAAAUGACGAAGGGGUGCCUGCAUCUCACAYAAUGGCAGAGCAUGACCUUGCUGCCAUGGACAAGUACAAGGAUAUCAUAAUGAAGGUGGCAAAGAGUAAUGCAGUGGACCCAGCUGUCAUCUGUGGCAUCAUCUCAAGAGAGUCCCGGGCUGGGACAGGACUGGACAAGCACGGCAGGGMGGACAAUGGCAAGGCCUUCGGACUUAUGCAGAUUGACACCACCCCAGCCCCGAGKGGUGGCGGGCACACUCCAAAGGGGGAAUGGAACAGUGAGGAGCAUCUCCAACAAMGCACUGAAAUUCUGAUUGYGUUCAUCAAAAUAAUCCAGAAGAAAUUUAAUUCAUGGACCAAGGAGCAGCAGCUGAAAGGGGGAAUAGCAGCCUACAAUAAGGGAGAAGACUGUGUAGAGUCAUAUGAGGAAGUGGACGCUCAUACCACUGGAGUGGACUACUCCAAUGAUGUUGUUGCCAGAGCUCAGUGGUUCUACCGCCAUGGUUAUSSUGAAACAAGAAACCGUGGCAUUAUAGUAGCAGCUGCCGCAACAGCUAUAGUGGGAGGAGUUUCUGCUGUUGUCCUGGCACCAGUAGUCCUCACAGUGAUCGGGUUUGGUGCUGGCGGGAUUGCAGCUGGAUCAACAGCAGCAAGCAUGAUGUCUGCCGCGGCCAUAGCCAAUGGAGGUGGGGUAGCAGCAGGGAGUCUUGUUGCUGUUCUACAGUCAGCAGGUGCCGUAGGGCUCUCGGGAACAGCCACAGCGAUUGUUGGAAGUGCGGGAGCAGCCAUCGCAGGAGCAGUAGGAGGAUCUGUGGGAUGGCUGAAAACAAAGUUUUCUUAAAUGUUCCAUAGAGGCUUUGAAGAACACCUGUCAGUAGUGAAAUACACCCUCACACUGUUGAUACUGCAUGCUUAAAGUAUUCUACUUGUCAACUG